Messenger RNA from Dichotomopilus funicola, 3195 nucleotides. RefSeq lists its product as uncharacterized. Lineage: Eukaryota; Fungi; Ascomycota; Sordariomycetes; Sordariales; Chaetomiaceae. The record is from RefSeq and is a predicted model, not a curated record. Gene Ontology annotation, biological process: mRNA splicing, via spliceosome. Gene Ontology annotation, molecular function: protein binding; RNA binding. Gene Ontology annotation, cellular component: catalytic step 2 spliceosome. The transcript is spliced from 2 exons. Bases 1 to 3195 code for a protein of 1064 amino acids.
AUGGCGUCUGCCGCGGGAGAAGCAGAGGCUGCUGCAGCGAGCACGCGCCGCUCAGACGACGACAACGACGACCGUGGCCCAUCACCAUCACCAUCACGAUCGCCGACUCGAUCCUUGUCACGAUCUCCAUUGCCUGCCGGCCCCCGUGACUCGCCGAGCCCUCGUCGCGAACGUUCUUUAUCGAAAGAUUCCCGCCAUGAUCGCGACGACCGUAUCGAUCGUGAUGACCGCAGCAUCACCCGCGACCGAUCCUUAACAAGAUCCCCAGCUCCCCGAUCACCACCGCCACCACGGCGCUCGCCCGACCCUCGCGAUCGCUCUCCCACCCCUCCCUCUCGUGACCGGUCCCCAGCUCGGUCCCCAGCCGGUCGACGGGGUCCUCCUUCAGCUCCCGCACGCCGCGAUGCCGAUCGAUACCGACCCGCAGCAAAGCAGGAACCCGCGCCGCCACCAGCACCACCACCCGUGAAGACGGAAGAGGAAAAGCUCGCCGAUGCGCGCGCCGAGUACCAGAAGCUGCUGAACCUGCGCAGCCAGGGCGUGUACCUGCCGCCGCAGAAACUGCGGGCGCUGCAAGCGGCCAUCACGGACAAGACGACCAAGGAAUACCAGCGCAUGGCCUGGGACGCGCUCAAGAAGUCCAUCAACGGUCUCGUCAACAAGGUCAACACGGCCAACAUCAAGUUUGUGGUGCCCGAGCUGUUUGGCGAGAACCUGAUUCGCGGCCGUGGGCUGUUCUGCCAGAGCUUGCUCAAGGCCCAGCAUGCCAGUUUGCCGUUCACGCCCAUCUACGCGUGCUUGGCGGCCAUUUGCAACACCAAGCUGCCCCAGGUUGGCGAGUUGUUGGUCAAGAGGCUGGUGAUGCGGUUUCGCAAGGCGUUCAAGCGGAACGAUAAGGCGGUGUGCCUGUCGUCGACUAUGUUUAUUGCGCACUUGGUGAACACCCAGGUCGUGCAUGAGACGCUGGCCGCGCAGAUUCUGCUUCUGCUGCUCAAGAAACCGACGGAUGACAGCGUUGAGAUUGCGGUGGGCCUGAUGCGCGAAGUCGGUUUGUUUUUGGAGGAGAUGUCGCCGAGGAUUACCAAUGUGGUGUUUGAUCAGUUUCGCAACAUCUUGCACGAGGCGGACAUUGACCGCCGCACGCAGUACAUGAUUGAGGUCCUGUUCCAGGUGCGCAAGGACAAGUACAAGGACAACCCGGCCGUCAAGGAGGAGCUGGAUCUGGUGGAGGAGGAGGAUCAAAUCACGCACCGCGUCAGUUUGGAUGGCGAGGACAUCAACACGCAGGACAGCCUCAACAUCUUCAAGUACGACCCAGACUGGGAAAACAACGAGGCGGAAUAUAAGCGGCUGAAGGCCGAGAUCCUGGGUGAGGGGAGCGAUGACGAGGAUGACGAGGAUGAGUCGGAGAGCGAGUCAGAGGCGGAGGACGAGGAGCAGAAGGCGAUCGAAAUCAAGGACCAGAGCAACGCGGACCUCGUCAACCUGCGCCGAACCAUCUACCUCACGAUCCAGUCGAGUGCCGACCCGGAGGAAGCGGCGCACAAGCUGAUGAAGCUACGGCUGCCCGCGGGCCAGGAACCCGAGUUGGUGUCCAUGAUUGUCGAGUCGUGCGCGCAGGAGAAGGUGUACCUUAAAUUCAUGGGUCUGCUGGGCGAGCGGUUUGCGCGGCUGAACCGGAUGUGGACGGACCUGUUUGAGGAGUCGUUCACCAAGUACUACUCGACGAUCCACCGCUACGAGACCAACAAGCUGCGCAACAUUGCGCGCUUCUUCGGCCACCUGCUCGCAUCCGACUCGAUCGGCUGGCACGUCUUCUCAGCCAUCCACCUGACCCCGGACGACACCACAGCCGCCAGCCGCAUCUUCAUCAGCAUCCUCUUCGAGGACCUCCAGGAGAACAUGGGCACCGCCAAGCUCAAGGCCCGCAUGGCCGACGACGCCCUGCAGCCCAGCUUCCAGGGCAUCUUUCCCCACGACAACCCGCGCGACCUGCGCUUCGCCAUCAACUACUUCACCGCCAUCAAGAUGGGCUACCUCACCGACGAGAUGCGCACCUUCCUCGCCAACAUGCCCAAGCCCGCUCUGCCCGCUGCUACUGGCGGUGCUAAUGAUGACGACCGCUCUGACGCUGAGUCCGUGUCUAGCUACUCGUCGUACUCCUCUUACUCAUCCCGAUCUCGGUCCCGCUCGCGGACUCCCCGCCGGGCUAUCGACCGCGGCCGGUCUGUUUCACGCACCCCGCCUCGUAGGGGAAGAGCCGGCGGCGGUGGUGGCCGCGACGACAGGUCGUACUCCCGCAGUCGCAGCUACACGCGCUCGGUAUCCACCCGCGGCCGCUCGCUCACCCGCUCUCUUUCCCGCUCACCUCGGCGCGGUGGUGGCCAUGAACAUGGUCACGGUCGUGCUCGUAGCGUGAGCCGGACUCCAAGCAGAAGCAGAAGCAGAAGCAGGACCAGAGCCAGACCCCCCCCUCAACGACGAAGCUACUCCCGCUCUAUCACCCGCUCUCUGUCACCUUCCCACUCACCUUCCCGGUCCCGGUCCCGGACGAGAUCACGCUCCCCACUACCCCUGCGCCGGAAACGGCCCGCAGAUUCCCCUUCCCGGAGUAGGUCGCCACGCCGGUGGUCAAGAUCCCGGUCCAGGUCGGCCUUGCCUCCUACCACUGCUGCUGGCUCAACGAGCGGGAAACGGCCCCGGGCCGGCGGUGCUCGUGGUGGUGCGGGGGAUGAUGAUGAUCAAGAGGAAGAGGGUGCGUACUCACCUGGUCCGCCGCCAGCCAGGAGACAGAGACGGUUCACGAGGAGUCGGAGUCGCAGUUGGGAUCGGGGCCUGGAUACUCGUCGUGAUUCACGAUCACCGUCGAGGGAUAGAGAUAGGACACCACCACCACAAUCCCGCGGUAGCGGUGGUGGUGCAGCAGGUGGAUCAGCCAGAGGAAGUUCAGGCCGAGACCACCAGGCGGGCUACAGAGAUAGAAACGACGGGUAUCAGCAGCGGUUGGGCGGGGGGAGACGGAUCGGGAGGAGUCGGUCACGGUCGCCUGGGCCGGGACCGGUAGAUGGUGGCGGAAGAGAUGCGGCGGGGAGUGCUGGAGGGAAGAGGAGGAGAAGGUUUAGUAGUGGUGAGAGGUCGAGGUCGCCGGUGGGGUAUGCUAAGCGGGGGAGGGUUGAUGGUGGUGGACGGCGUUGA